Staurois parvus is the source of this 375-nucleotide messenger RNA. NCBI's taxonomy places the organism in Eukaryota, Metazoa, Chordata, Amphibia, Anura, Ranidae. The record is from the annotation of a GenBank genome assembly.
AUGUCAGGACAGUACAGAUAUCCCCCAAAUGUCAGGACAGUACAGAUAUCCCCCAAAUGUCAGAAUAGUACAGAUAUCCCCCAAAUGUCAGGAGAGUACAGAUAUCCCCCAAAUGUCAGGACAGUACAGAUAUCCCCCAAAUGUCAGGACGGUACAGAUAUCCCCCAAAUGUCAGGACAGUACAGAUAUCCCCCAAAUGUCAGAACAGUACAGAUAUCCCCCAAAUGUCAGGACAGUACAGAUAUCCCCCCAAAUGUCAGGACAGUACAGAUAUCCCCCCAAAUGUCAGGACGGUACAGAUAUCCUCCAAAUGUCAGGACGGUACAGAUAUCCCCCAAAUGUCAGGACAGUACAGAUAUCCCCCAAAUGUCAGGA